This is a messenger RNA of Histoplasma capsulatum G186AR, 372 nucleotides long. RefSeq lists its product as uncharacterized. NCBI's taxonomy places the organism in Eukaryota, Fungi, Ascomycota, Eurotiomycetes, Onygenales, Ajellomycetaceae. The transcript has 2 exons. The coding region runs from base 1 to 372 and encodes 123 amino acids. The record is from RefSeq and is a predicted model, not a curated record.
AUGCUGGAAGGCUGGGAGGUGGCUGUGGAGACUUUGGACGUCCGUGGUGGAACUGGAUGUAUCCAUGUUACAAGACCAGAACGCACCAAGUGCAAAAAUCACAAGCGCCCGAAGCGUGGUGGACCCGCCAGUGGCAUGCCUAGGGAAGUUAUUUUGCUUGCGCAUUUGGCCCAGAGCAAGAUAUGGCAAAGUGCAAAAAGCCCACAGGCGAUUUGUGAAACAAAAUUUGCAACACUGCACCAAUCACUUGCCCCGCUGUCAUCACUACGAUGCCGUUAUGCACGGAGGUUGCGGAGGGAGGAUAUCAAGGACCUCCUCACAACCCCAAAAUGGAGAUAUAUAACGUGCAUCAGUUGCUCCGGCUUCCACUAA